Coccidioides posadasii C735 delta SOWgp is the source of this 465-nucleotide messenger RNA. RefSeq lists its product as uncharacterized. NCBI's taxonomy places the organism in Eukaryota, Fungi, Ascomycota, Eurotiomycetes, Onygenales, Onygenaceae. The record is from RefSeq and is a predicted model, not a curated record.
AUGGAUGAAGCCAACUAUGAUCUCUUCGGGCACAACAACCUGAAACUGACCUGGCCCCCUUGUGCUUCUCUAGGACAAGGGAAUAUACACCCCGACAGCACCGUCUAUGUCGACAGCGCCAUAACCCGUCAAGGCGAGGAGGACGAUCAAGGAGACGGUGCCUACUCCGCUGGCCGUGGAGGAGCCGGCAAUAUUGGCCCGCGCGGUGCAAAACCAACCUCUCAAACACCGCACGACGUGGACGUCAUUCCGCCGUUGGCGAUACGACCAAGUAUGGAGGGUGAUUAUCAUGUUGGUCGUGGUGGUCUGGGAAACAUCUCACACGGGUUGGAUCGGAAGAAGGAAACUCUCCAGCCUGAUUUGCCAAGGGUGCAGGAGAGGAAGGAUAUGGACGUUCAGAUUGAUCAUGAUGAUUGUACGGGGUUAGCGGAUAAGCUGAAGUACAAGAUCUUUGGCUGGAGAUAA